UAUCUGUUCGCUGAAUCUGAAUAAAAUGAGGCUCUUGCUGGUCUUAAGCCUGGUCAUAUUGGUAGCCUACGUGGCGGGUGCUGCAGAUAGCGACUAUUACGAUGAUGAAGACUAUUACUAUUAUAAUGAUGAUGAUGAGAGCAAUGCCACUACCACCACUGAGUCUGGAUUAUCAGAAGAUGAAAGCGAUGGGGACAUUUCAGAUAACAGUGCCGAGAGCAGUUCAUCUGAGGAUAGUACCACAAAAUCAACUGUCUCCAAAGGAAAUAAAGCCGCAGGUCGUAGAAACAGACGACGCAGACGCACCACCGCUGUACCAAAACGAAGCAGCACCGCUGCCCCGAAACGCAAAGUAGUUGCUGCCACGCCCGCCAAAAGACAAACACCUGUGGCCAAAAAGAAACAGACACCUGUAACCAUCAAGAAGAAUCCCAAUACUGCUGCCAACAAACGCAAGCGCACAGGUUAAGCCUUCAAAAAAGUAAAGUUGAUAAAUAUAUCCCAAGUAGAAGAAAAAGUUUAAUUAAAACUGAAAAGUUUUGUAGAGAGUUAUAUGCAUUCAACAAUUUUAAACCAUGU
This is a messenger RNA of Drosophila rhopaloa, 579 nucleotides long. RefSeq lists its product as uncharacterized. Lineage: Eukaryota; Metazoa; Arthropoda; Insecta; Diptera; Drosophilidae. Bases 26 to 469 code for a protein of 147 amino acids. The record is from RefSeq and is a predicted model, not a curated record. The transcript has a single exon.